GCUCGAUCACGAUACCACGCUCGUGACAACUUCGGCCUGAAAAUAGAGUCACAGCCUCACAGCUCGGUGGCUCAUUAGGUAACUUCAUACCUACCUAGCAGCGGUGAGCGUUGCAUUAAAUAUCUCUGCGUUGUGCUUGUCCUCGAAGGCCAUAUUUCAGACUUGAACAGAUCUACAAGAUCAUAGCGACUUCUAUAAUCCGCCUCUUGUUGAGCACGACUGAGUACUAAGAACAAAAGAACCUGGGAGUACGAACAACACCAUGAGUACCUUCACACCCUUCACAGCUCCCUCUCCCUCCUCGCAACCCAAAAUUACCCCUCGCAUCAUCAUCCAUGGCGGUGCCGGAAACAUAACUCGUACCACCAUUUCCAAAGCCCGAUAUGAUGCCUACCAGGCCUCCCUCCGCAGGAUCCUUGCCUCAUCCGCCGAGCUCCUCUCAAAACCUGGAGCCACCGCCUUGGACGUGGCCACGCACGCUGUGUCGAUGCUAGAAGACGACCCUCUAUACAACUCUGGCAAAGGUGCCGUCUUCACGCGAACCGGGACGCAGGAACUCGAAAGCAGUAUCAUGGUUUCUAACGGGUACGUGAAGCGAGGAGUGGGUUGUAUGCUUUUGCAGCGGGUCAAAAACCCCAUCAAACUUGCCCGGGAGCUGCUGAUUAGAGGGGAGGAGGAAAAUGGAGGUGGAGCAAAAGACCAUUGCCAGUAUUCCGGGCCGUAUUUAGAAGAAUUGGCGAAGGAUUGGGGGAUUGAUUUGGUCGAUACGGAGUAUUUCUUUACGCAGAGGAAGUGGGAUGAGCACAUUCGAGGAUUGAAAGAAGAGGAAAAAAAGAAGCGAAAGGAGGAGCACAAGCUAAAAUUCCAGGAAGAAAGGAGAAGGAAAGAUUUGGAACUAGAGAAGCUUACGGUUCUCCAGGUAACAAAUUCAAUUGACCAUAUACAGGUAAACAGUAACGACUGGGAGAAAUCGCAUUACAUCCCCCUCGGAACCUGCGGCGCCGUCGUCCUCGACUCCUUCGGGACGGUCUGCUGCGCAACCUCCACCGGUGGUCUAACAAACAAGAUCCCCGGCCGUAUCGGCGACACUCCAACCAUGGGCGCAGGAUACUGGGCUGAAGAAUGGCUCGAAAAGACCCCCACUCCCACAGCCACUCCAAAUCUCAUUCCUCAGACCCAGGCGCAAACGCAAAUGCUAUACCAGCCCUCCCCAUCCCCAUCCGCACUCGCUUUAGACAAACUCUCACGUGGCGAUCUACGCGGCCUAAUGAGCCACUGUUUACCCACCGUCUCCCCCUCAAUUCUCACUCCUGCAUACACUCCCAUUCCUGCAUCAACUCCUUCAGCCUCUCCUGCGGAGAAAUCUUCCUCAAUUCGUCAUGCGGUCGGCGUAUCCUCCUCUGGCAACGGCGAUACCUUCGUGCGGAUGGCCGCAGCGCGAACUGUGGUCGCCGAAUCCCGCUUCUCCUCUAUCCCGCUCUCAGAAGCGCUCAGCAACAUGACAGGGCCGGGUGGCGAGCUCCAGCGCUCUGCCAGAGAUCGGUGGGGACAUGCGCAUGAGGGCGUAGGAGGAAUGAUAGGGAUUGAGCUUGUGGGGAAUAGGGGGACAGUUGUGUGUGAUUAUAAUUGUGGCGGAAUGUUUAGAGCGUGGACUGAGGAAGAUGGUGCGCAAAAGUGUUUAAUAUUCAGGGAGGAUAGCUAUGAGAGCGGACCGAAGGAGUGGAGAGAGGAAGAGAGGGAGGAGGAUGGCGGGGAUUCUUGGUGAUGGGGCUGUAACUCCGUGGAAUCAGGAUUGGGGCUGGAGCCUGGAGGAUCCUGGCUGGUGUACAUCAGAGGGCUAGAUGGUUGGAAUGGCAUUGCUAGGCGUCCUUGAUAUAGUAAGGUUUGCUGUAAGUUUAGACAUGUCGUCCGUUGGUAUUUAAUCCGGCACAUUAGAGCCGCAUACAUGACUAGAGUAGAAUUGAUUUGUUAAACCUCUUGC
Molecule: messenger RNA, 1981 nt
Organism: Lindgomyces ingoldianus
Lineage: Eukaryota; Fungi; Ascomycota; Dothideomycetes; Pleosporales; Lindgomycetaceae
Product: L-asparaginase precursor
Exons: 1
Coding region: 263-1765 (500 amino acids)
Molecular function (GO): hydrolase activity
Source: RefSeq, a predicted model, not a curated record